AAGAGGAGCACACCCAUAUCAGCAAUUAUCAGCGCGACAGCAGCUAUCUCCAGAUAUACCGACAGGAAGAGAAGCGCCGCCAGUCGUCCUGGACCAGGGGGAAAAACAAAACAAAAAAACAACUAACAGAUCUUCAGUUCUUUCCUGAACGGCGAAGCGCAACUUUUACGCACGGGAAGCGGGCGACAGUUGGAGAGGCUCCGCGGCGCGCGCUCCUUCGCCAGUCUCUCUGAGUGGAGUGACACGGGGUUUGGCCGCUGCGCUCCUCUGCACGCGGAGGUUUGGACGGCUCGAGGACCCGGACUGCUUUAUCGGCCGACCCGUCCUUAUCUGGAAAGGACUCUCCAUGAGAUUUUCUUAUUAAGUCUCUGUUCACAAAGGCACUGAAAAACAUUCUGACGAGAAGCUGAAAAGUCUUUACGCGUGGACAGCAUCAUCUCCACGGGACUAAGAUCAAGUCUAAGAAAAUCUUCCAUAUACAUUUUUUCCAUAUUCCUGACAGGACGUAGACGCGGUGAAGAUGUAUCAAAGCCUGUCCCUGUCCUCCAACCAGUCCCCGUACGCGCACGACACCGGGAAUUACAUCCACCCCUCGGCCAGUUCCCCGGUCUACGUCCCCACCACCAGGGUCCCGGCCAUGCUGCCCACCCUGUCCUACCUGCAGACGUGCGACUCGCCCCACCAGUCGCACCACGGCCUCGGCGGGCACCACGGCUGGCCGCAGACCGCCACGGACGGCUCCUCGUUCGCGCCCGGCAGCCCUCACCCUCACCACGGCUUGUCCUACUCGCACAGCCCGCCAGUCAGCAGCAACACCGGCCGCGACGCCACCUACCAGAGCCCGCUGGUCCUCGGAAACGGCGCCCGGGCGGACCAGUACGGCGGCGCCCUGGUGCGCUCCGUCGGCGGCUCCUAUUCUAGCCCUUACGCCUACGUGAGUCCGGAGAUGGCGACGUCCUCCUGGACGCCCGGACCCUUCGAGAGUGGAGUGAUCAGUCUGCAGGGCCGGCAGUGCGGUAUGUCCGGGAGAAGGUCCAGCCUUGACCUGAUGGACAUGGACAUGCCGUGCGAGGGCAGGGAGUGCGUCAACUGCGGCUCCGUGUCCACGCCGCUGUGGCGCAGGGACGGCACCGGCCACUACCUGUGCAACGCCUGCGGCCUCUACCACAAGAUGAACGGCAUCAACAGGCCGCUCAUCAAGCCGCAGAAGCGCCUGCAGACCACGCCCCGCCGAGCAGGCCUGUGCUGCACUAACUGCCACACCAGCACCACCACACUGUGGAGGCGCAACGCAGAGGGAGAACCCGUGUGUAACGCCUGUGGCCUCUACAUGAAACUGCAUGGGGUGCCCAGACCUCUGGCCAUGAAGAAAGAGAGCAUUCAGACCAGGAAGCGCAAACCCAAGAUGCCCAAGAAUAAAACAUCCACAGGAGGAUCCUCCACCUCUGACACCGGCUCCCCACCCUCCCUGUCGAUCUCCGAACACGCCUCCACCAUCAAGAGCGAGCCCAGCAUGGCCCCCUCGCCGUACGCUGGACAGACGGUCACGUCCGCCACUCAGACGGCCUCUCAGCUCGACAGCACAGGAUCAGGACACGUGGACAUUAAAUAUGAGGAUUAUCCCUUUACCCCGACCUCCAUGGCCCCGCACCACUCCUGGUGCGCCCUGUCUCAAGCCUGAGCCGACUGGCCGUACAUGGACAGGACACUCGGGCCUGGGCACACAGCCACCGCGCCGCCCUGCCGCGCGAGAAACAGUGUGGCACACGCAUCAAAUGGGGUUCACGCAGUGUCUGGCGGCUACGUGUGUUCACGCCCCCUCGGCGUGAGGACAUCUAAUCUGCUGGCUAUAUGUUAUAUGCUGUACUGUGUCACACUAAAUGAAAAGACUCAGCUGGGCUCACCCGGACCAUACUUCAGUUUGACAAGGACACAGGGUACCUGAGCAUCGCAUCGUCCCCAGGAGAGAACACAGUCGCACCAGGACCUGACCCAUGCUCUCCGGAACCCCUUGCAUAUUUCCUCAGCACAAUGACAAGAGCUACCUAUGUAUUACUAAAAGAAAUCUCUAUUGUGGGACAAACUAUGCACCAAAUAUACCGACGUGAAGACAAUCAAGUGGAAUGUAAAAAAUACCGUGCCUUUUUUUUUUAAUAGCAGAUAAGCAAUUGUCUUGUUAGUUCUAACUUUUCAUUGCUCUCUGUGCUGUUUUUGUUUCUGUGCUGUUUUCGAGAGCACAAAUGACAAGCAUCGUAUCGUUAUCUCGAAGAGAAAACCGUAAAAUGGAGAGAAAAUACCCCCUUUAUUGCUGUUGAACAUGUCUCAUUACCAGCGUGUAGAUGAUUAACUUUUAUGGACACAUUAUUUAUGUUGAGAUAAGGACAGUAAAAUCAUAACCCACCGCUCGAUGGCGUGUUGUGCUGUACGGCCUCCGAGCUGUGACGCUCCGAUCAUAUGCGUGAUUUGCUUUUUUGCGGGACGCAGCAGAUUUUAAGCUGCACCUUGCGAGAUUCAUUUGAACAUCGGGACCAGUCGUCGUGACUACAUAUCAGAAGUUUUAAAUUGUUUCACUUCUUUGACAUUUUACAUAAAUGAAAGUGCAAUGAAUCGGUUCCCCUUUGUCCAAAAAAAACUAAAGGCCAAACACAGAGAGUGAGAAAAUUAUUUUAAACAUAUUAAUCUAUUUUUAUCGUCUGUAUUUUGCCAACAUGUAAGGGAAUUGCAUUGUUAUACUGUUCUUAAGAACUCUCUGCUUUCGCACCCCCCCCCCCCCCUUUUUUUUUCAAUGCUCUUUGGAAUCUGUUCAGGUUAAUAAACUGAUUCACAUUUUAUAUCGGUGUAAAAACGUUUGAUUUCCAAAAAGUAGAGCGGACCUCAGCUCACAACACUGUGUGUGCAGUGUGUACUGUAAACCUCACGCCCUGACACCUUCAGAGACGUGCUAGCGACAGAUAGGGUUUUUUCAGAUAGGAUUAUAAUCAUAAUCGAUUAGUCUGCCGAUUAUUUUCUCAAUUAACUGAUUAGUUAUUUGGUCCAUAAAAUGUCAUAGAGUGGUGCUGUCAUAGAGUAGCAUACACACCAGAAGAUAUUUACAUUUAAGAAUCUGAAAUCAGAGAAUUUUGACUCAUUUUUUUCAUAAAAACUAUUUGACCAAUUAAUCGAUUAUCAAAA
Scophthalmus maximus (turbot) is the source of this 3171-nucleotide messenger RNA. It is a transcript of the gene gata5, whose product is annotated as GATA binding protein 5. Gene Ontology annotation, biological process: cardiac muscle tissue development; positive regulation of transcription by RNA polymerase II; cell fate commitment. Gene Ontology annotation, molecular function: DNA-binding transcription factor activity, RNA polymerase II-specific; zinc ion binding; RNA polymerase II cis-regulatory region sequence-specific DNA binding. The record is from RefSeq and is a predicted model, not a curated record. Bases 521 to 1681 code for a protein of 386 amino acids. Gene Ontology annotation, cellular component: nucleus. Lineage: Eukaryota; Metazoa; Chordata; Actinopteri; Pleuronectiformes; Scophthalmidae. The transcript is spliced from 7 exons.